CCCCGGGCUGCGGGUCAUCGGGGGCGGGGACGCGCACGUGAGGACACCACCCUUCGGCGAGCUUUCGGGGAAGGGAAGGGGCGGACUGCGAGCGCGGGAUCGAGGGGAGGCCGCGACCCUGCUGCCCACCGGCUGGAGAACGUGGGUGUCCCAGAGCAGGAGAAUCACCAGAAAUUCACUUGAUUUUCCAGUGUGGACACUGAGACUACAAGGCACCAUGACGGCGGUGAAGACCCAGCACUCCUUGGCAGGCCAGGUUUAUGCGGUGCCCCUCAUCCAGCCAGACCUGCGUCGAGAGGAGGCAAUCCAGCAAGUGGCAGACGCCCUGCAGUACUUACAGAACAUCUCCGGAGACAUCUUCAGCAGGAUCUCCCAGCGAGUAGAGCUGAGCCGGCGCCAGCUGCAGGCCAUUGGGGAGAGGGUCUCCUUGGCCCAGGCUAAGAUAGAGAAGAUCAAGGGCAGUAAGAAGGCCAUCAAGGUCUUUUCCAGUGCCAAGUACCCAGCCCCGGAGCACCUGCAGGAGUAUAGCUCCAUCUUUACUGGAGCCCUGGACCCUGGUCUGCAGAGAAGACCCCGGUACAGGAUCCAGAGCAAGCACCGCCCGCUGGAUGAGCGGGCUCUGCAGGAGAAGCUGAAAUACUUUCCCGUGUGUGUGAGCACCAAGUCGGAGCCUGAGGAUGAGGCUGAGGAGGGACUUGGGGGUCUUCCCAGCAACAUUAGCUCCAUCAGCUCCCUGCUGCUCUUCAACACCACAGAAAACCUGUAUAAGAAGUAUGUUUUCCUGGACCCUCUGGCUGGCGCAGUAACGAAAACGCACACCAUGCUGGGCACGGAGGAGGAGAAGUUGUUCGAUGCCCCUUUGUCCAUCAGCAAGAGAGAGCAGCUGGAGCAGCCGGUGGGUGUGGGGCGCCUGGGCAGGGUCCAUGCGUGCUACCUGCCCCAUGGACUCAGUGUGGGCCCUGAGCUGCGGCAGAGUCAGUACAUUUCCUGUCUCACCUGGAAGGUGCGGCUGGACUUCACAGAGGAUGGCUGGUGUCCUGAAUUUGCAGCAAGGCCAGGGUUCACGGGCCUGGGCCAGGAAUGA
This is a messenger RNA of Rattus rattus (black rat), 1084 nucleotides long. RefSeq names its product WASH complex subunit 1-like. Gene Ontology annotation, biological process: retrograde transport, endosome to Golgi; Arp2/3 complex-mediated actin nucleation; exocytosis. Gene Ontology annotation, cellular component: recycling endosome; early endosome; WASH complex. Gene Ontology annotation, molecular function: alpha-tubulin binding; gamma-tubulin binding. The transcript has 8 exons. The record is from RefSeq and is a predicted model, not a curated record. Bases 218 to 1084 code for a protein of 288 amino acids. Lineage: Eukaryota; Metazoa; Chordata; Mammalia; Rodentia; Muridae.